Messenger RNA from Chrysoperla carnea, 1363 nucleotides. RefSeq names its product probable cytochrome P450 6a13. The record is from RefSeq and is a predicted model, not a curated record. Gene Ontology annotation, molecular function: monooxygenase activity; heme binding; iron ion binding. The coding region runs from base 50 to 1273 and encodes 407 amino acids. The transcript has 8 exons. NCBI's taxonomy places the organism in Eukaryota, Metazoa, Arthropoda, Insecta, Neuroptera, Chrysopidae.
UCAUCCAAUUUGUGGUUUCUAUGUUGGGCGUUUGCCAACUUAUGUAGUUAUGGAUUUUAAUUUAAUAAAAGAUUUAUGUAUUCGAGAUUUUGAUCAUUUUAUGAAUCGUGUACCAUUGGGUAUGAAAGAUAUGGAUAUUUUAACAGAUUGGAUGCUUCAUAGUCCUGGACCUAUUUGGAAACCGACUCGUGCCAUGGUAUCACCAGCAUUUUCUAGUGGAAAAUUAAAAGCUAUGGAUGUUGUAAUUCAGAGUUGCGGCGAAAAAAUGAUACAACAUUUAUUAAAACGAAAAAAUCCUGAUAAAGAAAUAGAAAUGAAAGAGUUUUGUGAAUUAUUUUCAUUAGACGUUAUUUCAAAUUGUUUGUUUGGAAUUGACAUCAACCCAUGGAAAGAGUCUAAUUUUGAAUUAAUACAUGCCUUUCAUAACUGUGAAAAUUUGAGUAUUCUACGUCAUUUGAAAAACAAUGCAGCAUAUUGGUUUUUGCCAGAAAAUUUACGACGAUUUGUAAAAUUAUCGGUUUUAGCUGAGGAUAGUGCUUAUUUUGCUGCAAAUAUUAUUAGAAAUAUUAGAGACCUUAGACUAACAAAUAAUCAAAGACGAAAUGAUUUAUUACAAUUAUUAAUUGAUAAUGCAGCAAAAGAAGAAGUGGAAAAACCUAAAUAUCGAUUAAUGGAUGAUAAGCAUUUAGUAUCACAAUCAAUUUUGUUUAUGUUUGGUGGUUUUAAAACCACAGCCAAUUUAAUACAAUAUGCUUCUUACGAAUUAGCUGUAAAUCCUGAAAUACAAAAUACCUUACGUGCUGAAAUAAAAUCUGUUUUAGAAAAACAUAACAACGUCUGUAAUUAUGAUGCAAUUCAAGAAAUGCCUUAUCUUGAAAUAGUUUUACUUGAAACAAUUCGAAAACAUCCUACAUUUCCCAGAUUUGAUCGGUGUUGUAUCAAAGACUAUAAAGUCCGAGGAAUUGAUUUAGUUAUUGAAAAAGGAACGAUGUUGACUUUUCCUGUUAUUGGUUUUCAUCAUGAUCCAAGAUAUUUUCCCAAUCCAGAAAAAUUUGAUCCAUUAAGAUUUCAAGAAAACCGCAAUCCACACGGUUUCAUAGGAUUUGGUUCUGGUCCACGUAAUUGUAUAGGGCAAAGAUUUGCUUUAAUUGUUGCAAAAUAUGCAAUGGUACAUAUUUUAAAAGAUUUUGAGUUUAUUUCGACCAACAAAACUCAAGUUCCAGUCAUAGGUGAAGAUGGAAACCUUGAUAUUCUUAUACAUCCAACAAUAUAAAAUCGAAUUAAAUUAAAUCAAUAAAACAAAUACUUUUAAUGAAAUAUACUUAUUUAUUUUCCAUUUUAUUAUUUAUGUCAAAUAAUUAAU